AUGAUUAAACAACAGCAACCACAGCAACUUAAGGCACAGACCAUUACAUACGCCAUAUAUGCAUAUAAUUCAAAGACGGCAGAACAAACGCAAAUGUUGAAAUAUGGAGAUUUGGAGAUAGUAUUGAAAAAUGACCAUUUCGAAUUCGUUUGCAAAGGUGGUGCAGUGAUAUCAAAUAUAAAAGAAAUUUUAUUUAUGAAUUCAAAAAUUAAAGGAAUAACGGAUGAUAUAACAUCAAUUCCACCAGAAGAACAAAGAUAUUACGCAUUAAAUGCAUUUCCUAAAGUUUUGAAGAUUGGAAGAUUUAAUUUAAAUGAGGAAUUCAUAAAAGGUUUCCUAAAUGACAUAAUGAAGAAAGCAGAUAAGGAAUACGUGGAUAGUGAGUUAAUGAAGAAGGCAGAUAAGGGACUUGUGGCUAGUGCAUUAAUGAAGAAGGCAGAUAAGGAAUAUGUUAAUGAAAAAGAUAAUGAAAUUAUAGAAAGGGUUGAAUGGUAUCAUGAACGGACAUCGAAGAUUCUUAAAACUAAAGCUGAUACAGGAUGGGUUUCAGAAUGUUUAGACCUUAAAGCAGAUAAAACUUAUGUUAACAAUGAGUUAGAGGAGAAAGCAGAUAAGAACCAUACACAUACAAGUUUUACAACUGUUGCUAUAGAAAGUAUUGAAGGAACGGUUGAAGAAACUGGUGGGGAUGUAUUAUAUUGUAAACCUCCUAACUUUCCACAAGGUUUAACAUCGGAUGACGACAUAACGACGAUGAGAAACAUUAGAUGUAAAGAUGUUUAUGUCAUGAAGGAUGAACAUAAUAUUAAAUUCACUGCUCAAGAUUUAUAUGACAAGAAAGCAGACAAAAAAGAGCUUCAAACAUUAAAGACAGAAAUACUUCAAACAUUAUAUCCUAUAGGCUCUAUUUAUACGUCAAUGAACUCAACAAAUCCAGCAACAGUUCUGGGUUUCGGUACGUGGGAACAAAUAGUUGACAGGUUUUUGUAUUGUGCAAACUCUUCAAAGGAAACAGGAGGAAGUAAAACGAUUUCAGGUGAAAAUUUACCUGCACAUAGUCACUACAUAGAUUUAAGUACAUCUCAAGCGGGUUGGCAUAAGCAUAGAUAUUGGGAUUGGUCAGCAAUGAUAAAAGGUAAAGGAUAUGAUGUUAAAGACAACGUUAAGUUUGCUAUAGAUUGUUACUGGAGUAACACUGAGGGAGGAGGAAACCAUACACAUCGCGUUUCAGGAUAUACACAAACAACGGGACAAAGUAAAGAUUACAUGCCGCCAUUUAUGACAGUUUACGCAUGGUAUAGAGUUCAAUGA
This is a messenger RNA of Trichomonas vaginalis G3, 1311 nucleotides long. Its product is annotated as phage tail repeat-like family. The record is from RefSeq and is a predicted model, not a curated record. The transcript has a single exon. Bases 1 to 1311 code for a protein of 436 amino acids. NCBI's taxonomy places the organism in Eukaryota, Parabasalia, Trichomonadida, Trichomonadidae.